Molecule: messenger RNA, 6681 nt
Organism: Octopus bimaculoides (California two-spot octopus)
Lineage: Eukaryota; Metazoa; Mollusca; Cephalopoda; Octopoda; Octopodidae
Biological process (GO): regulation of transcription by RNA polymerase II
Cellular component (GO): nucleoplasm
Molecular function (GO): RNA polymerase II cis-regulatory region sequence-specific DNA binding; DNA-binding transcription repressor activity, RNA polymerase II-specific
Source: RefSeq, a predicted model, not a curated record
UGUAUAUCGAAUUAUACAUAGAUAUAUACAAGAUUGACACAGAUUUCAGAGUUAGAACUUGUGAUCCACCUGCGAACCUUUUUCGUUGAAAUUUUUUUGCUCGCCGCACUAAAAAGUUUCCUCCACCCCUGAUAUAAUGUGAUCACACAAUCAAAUUUAGGGAAAGCGGAAACUGAAAGAAGCUCAUCAUAUAUAUAUAUAUGUUUGUGUAUGUGUGUACCUUUAUCUCCCACCACCACUUGACAACUGGUGUUGGUGGCUUACAUCCCUGUAAGUUAGUGGUUCGGCAAAGAGACCAAUAAAAUAAGUACCAGGCUUCACUAAAAACUUUCCCCACCCCUGAUAUAAUGUGAUUACACAAUCAAAUUUAGGGAAAGCGGCAGCAAUAGGGUAUGUCAAAAAAUUAACUUGGAUUCCUUGAAUUAUGGAAACAAAUUAUUGAUAAAAUUAUUCUUUGCAAAGUUAAUGAUAAAAUAUGAUAAAACUUAUUUGAAAAUGGAUUUUUAAAAUGCGGUGAACAGCAUCCUGUCUAAACCCUACAGUUUUUCUACAUUAUUAGAAAUUUUACAUUAGAAUUUUCAGUGUUAAAAAGUAAGGAACAGGAAAGUCGUGACACAAUUGGAAUCUUCGAUGUUCAAAACAGAAAUCCGAAGGCACUUUUGUAAAAAAAAAACCCUAAAAGAUCGAAAAUAAUUUCGAUCAAGAAGAGCUGUGGUUAUUUAUCUAAAUGCAUUUACAUAUUCGUUUCAGCAAACCAAGUUCGAUUUUUACAUUUCCCAUUAUUACUGGUCAACCUUAAUAACCUCGGGUUUUUUUUUACAUGCAGAUUGUUAUUUCACUGGACAAUGCUUUUUUUGAUUUUUAACUUACUGUCAUUUGGGUACAUCUGAAAGGGCAAGUUAAUAUAACUGUUUCUAUGAAACCAGUCUUAUUUAUAUUAAGGUAAAAAUUAUUCUCUACACCGCCUACUUAGUAUUGUUGUACUUGAAACGUUAAUGUUUGGGAUAGCAUAGAACCACUUAAAUAUUUCAAGGACUUUAUUACCUCGUCUACAUGAUUAAAUAUUCCAUUCUAUUACAAGCUUACACCACAUCCUGAAUUCUUUACAAGGAAAUUGAUAUUGAUGAGCAAUUGAUGAAUGAAUAUCUUUAUUAACCUUUCUUCACAUUCGUCACACACACACACUUGUACGUUUCUACAUUUGAUGAUAAACAAUUCUGAUUUAUAUACACCAGACACUUGCACUCCUUUUAUAUAUAUAUAUAUAUAUAUAUAUAUAUAUAUAUAUAUAUAUAUACACACAAUUCACAAUUAUUUUCUUUCUUCGACAUCGGUUUUGGAUUAAUAUGAUUUAUUCCUUUCUACACAUCUGCAGAGUUUACAAUUAAUACACUUAAUUUAAGCCUGUCUUUGCUGAUUGCUUAAUUUGAUUACGUUGCUUUGGUAUUUAUUUAUUUAUUUAUUGACCUCAUUUUUAAGCUGCAUAUCACCCAUUAAACCAUAUCCAUAUUUCAUAACAUUGAAAUAGUAGCACAUAGGUUUGUCUGCAAAAAUAUGUUUGCAAUUUAAAAAGGACUCGGUUGGCAACAACUAUUCUAGGGUAAGUUGAAAAUAUAUCUACUCCGAUUAUUCCUCCCCACUUGCAAACAAAGUGCCAUACUAUCCAAGACAAGGAAUUGAACCACAAUAUAUUACAGUCAGAGAUAUUCCUUAGAUUUUGACAAUUCCUUAGAUUCCAGAGAUAUUCCUUAGAUUUUGACAAUUAAGAAUGAAUAUGGAGGACGUUAAAGUCUUGGAUUCUUCCAACAACACAACUGUUUUUACCAAUUUGGAUCCCGUGACGCAGACAUACACUGUUGUGAAACCUUUGGGCAGUGAGACAUUUACUAUACAAAGACUUUAUCACUGUGACAUAUGUGGUAAAUCUUUUAGUUCUAACCUUAAUCUAACGGAACAUAGGAGAUUUCACACAGGAGAAAAACCUUACAAAUGCGAUAUUUGUAGUGAUUCUUUUUUUUCUAACGAUGUGUUAAUAGGACACAAAAGGAUGCACGCUGGAGAAAAACCAUUCCAUUGCAAAAUAUGUGGGAAAUCAUAUGCCAAUAAUAGCGAUUUGAUUCGACAUAAAAGAAUACAUACUGGAGAAAAACUAUUCCGGUGUGAAACUUGUGGAAAAUCCUUCACCAAGAAUUCAGGACUUGUUACCCACGUACGUAUUCACACCGGAGAAAAGCCAUAUUCUUGUGACAUUUGCGGGAAAUCAUUCUCUCAGAAUUCCGUUCUUGGAGUUCACAAAAGAGUACACACAGGAGAAAAACCAUUCCUCUGUGAAAUAUGUGGAAAAUAUUUUAUAAACAACAGUGCCUUAACUACACACCAAAAAACACAUGCUGGGGAUAACUCUAGCUCUGAGAAAGACACCGGAGAAAAACCGUUUCCCUGUGAAAUUUGUGGUAAAUUUUUCUCUGACAAUUAUAAUCUUGCCAUCCAUAAACAUAGUCACACUGGAAACAAACCUUUCCGCUGUGGAAUAUGUGGAAGAUCGUUUGCUCUUAAUAGUUAUUUAAAAAGUCACAAGAGAAUACACACGGGAGAAAGGCCAUUCCAGUGUGAAGUAUGUGAAAAAAGUUUCAGUCAAAAAUCGAGUCUAGUUACUCAUAUACGUAUUCACACUGGAGAAACGCCAUACCACUGUGAAAUCUGUGGUAAAUCUUUCUCUCUUAAAUCCAGGCUUGUACAACAUAAAACAAUACACUCUGGAGAAAAACGCUAUGACUGUGAAGUCUGUGGCAAAUCGUUCUCUUUGAAUUCCAGUCUUGUACACCAUAAGACAAUGCACACAGGAGAAAGACCAUUCCACUGUGAAAUAUGUGGAAAAUCUUUUGUGGAUAAAGGUGAUUUAACAAGACACAAAAAAAUUCACAAUGAGGAGAAACCUAAGCACUGUGAAAUUUGUGGAAAAUCGUUUUCGGUUAAUUCUAGUCUUAUAGAUCACAAAAGAACACAUACUGGAGAAAAGCCAUAUCAUUGUGAAAUUUGUGGGAAAUCUUUCAUUCAGAUUUCACAUCUUGUAUGUCACAACAGAGUACACACUGGGGAGAAACGACAUCAUUGCGAAAUCUGUGGUAAAUCCUUCUCCUCUCGUUCGCGUCUUUUAUAUCACGAAACAACACACACCGGAGAGAAACCAUUCCACUGUGAUAUAUGUGGGAAACAUUUUGUGAAUAACAGUGCCUUGACGACUCACAAAAAGAUACACACCGGCGAGAAAGCUUAUCGCUGUGACAUAUGUGAGAAAGCUUUUGUGAAUAACAGUGAUUUAACCAGACACAAAAGAAUACAUACAGGUGAGAAACCCUGUCACUGUGAAAUAUGUGGAAAAUCGUUCAGUAAUAAUGCUAACCUUGUCAAUCAUGUAAGAAUCCACACUGGGGAAAAACCUUAUUAUUGUGAAAUUUGCGAGAAAUCGUUCAGAAGUAGUUCUAAUCUUGCCAGGCACAAAAAAAUUCACACUUGAAAAAAAAUCCUUCCUCUGUGAAUGACUAUGACGAUGUUGAUGACGAUGAUGAUGAUGAUCUUCAUUUAAGUGUCCAUGUUCCAUACUGGUACGCAUAGGACACUUUGACAGGAUCCAGUGUGUUUGAGGACUGCACUGUGCACCAGUAUUUGAUAUGGUUUCUAUAGCUUGGUUCACUUCUAAACACCAACCACUUCAUGGUGUGUAUUGUGUACUUUUUCUGUUUUUGUUUUUUGGUUUCUUUUUUUCUUUUUUUUUAUGAUACCAGCUCAGGUGAGAUUCCCAAUGCAGCUUCUGAGACUAAGAUUCCCUUCAUAUGAGUGGGACUACAGUAGAGAGAAAGGUGGAUUUAUUACUUACUUAUUUGUGCUUGCAGUGGCACUCAUACUGCUACCGACCUCUACUCUUUAUAAGAGUUCGGCUAGUCCAUUCUUCCAAUCUGCCAGGGGUGUCAAUGAUUCUUAAGACAUAAUUAAUUCAAAGCAAUGUGAAUAAAUUGACAGAAUGAUCUGGAUACUAAAGGGCUAACGAAGUACGGCCGCAUGGCUACUGACAUUAUUGACGAAAGGCUGGGAUUGACUGGGGUGGAGCUUGAAGAGAAAGAAAUAGUGGCGAUGAGGUGUCUGAAUGGACCCACAAAGUACGAAGUGAGUGGGGACAGGACAAUAGCAAGUAUGCGUGGGUAGAGGUUGCGUGAAAGUGUAUGGGAGAUUGAAGGAGGGUUAGAAUGAGGAAAUUGGUGCAGGGGUGAAUAUAAUGAAUGGAGAACAAGUUUUAAAAGAUAAGGAGGGAAGGUAGGCAACAACUGAGAGGGUUGAAGGACGGUUGUAGUGAUUGGGUGCAUAAGAGGUCAGGUGGUGAUCUCUCAUACAUCUGAGUUGAAGUAAGAGGAGAAUAGAAAACGACUGACAGGGUAAAAUAAGCGAGGAGGAAGUGUAACAGAAAUAGUAAUAAUAGUAUAGUAGACAGGUAGUGAGCUGGCAAAAUCAUUAGCAUGCUGGGCAAAAUGCUUACUGAACAUAGGUAAUCCAAUCCAGUAGACAGGACAAAACUGAGAAGAGAGAUAACAUGUUCCGUAGCCCCCCCCCCCCCAGUGCAGGAGCAGAGAGGCAAGCGUAGUGUAUGAGAGAGUGAGAACUGACUGGGUUCAUGUAGUGUCUAUUCAGACAUUCCCAAUCCCACAUCACCCUUGUCCAAUAUCCCAGGUUCUUUCACCCGGUUUUUCCUCUGCACCCCCCCUCCCGCCAUAUCCCUCCCUGUAGGUGUUCAUUUACAAAGGUUUGAGAGGAACGUUAAUGGCAUCAAUCCCCACCAGUCUAAGAGAGCCAGCACAGGCCAUAAGUACUGUCCCUUUCUGCAUUCCCAGCCAGUAAAAAAGUGGUUAAGUGAAUAAUAUUUAUCACGGUGAGAUGUGUCAAAGAAUUAUUUUCUUUGAAGUUUUUCUUGUAGUCUACAAAAGUGUUCUUGUUUCAGGAAAAAAACAUCUCAUUAGCCCUUUCACUGCAGAAAUCAGAUAUUUCCACUAAAAAUGUCGUUAACCUUAAUUGCAGAAAAUAGUUUUAUAUGUCAAUCUAUCUUUUGUUGAGGAAUGUCAUGUUUGAAAUUGUUUUUGUUAAGAUAUGCCAAGUUUAUAAAGACAACUGAUUCUAUUUCUUGUUAGAUAUUUAAGAUCAUUACCGGAAUAAUUAUUAAAUAAAUUUGAUUUUGCAGUUAAAGGGUCAUAAUAUUUAGGGAAGCCUAAGGCUGUGAACUGGCAGAAACGUUAGGACGCCAGGCGAAAUGCUUAGUGGUAUUUUGUCUGUCUUUACAUUCUGAGUUCGAAUUCCGCUGAAGUCGACUUUGCCUUUCGUCUUUUUGGAGUUGAUAAAUUAAGUACCAGUUGUGUAAUGGGGGUCGAUCUAAUCGACUGGCCCCUUCCCCUGAAAUUUCAGGCCUUGUACCAAGAAUACAAAAGAAUAUUUAGGGAAGCUUUGUUUGGGAAUCCUAUACUCUCAUCAUCAUCAUCAUCAUCAUCGUUUAACGUCCGCUUUCCAUGCUAGCAUGGGUUGGACGACUUGACUGAGGACUGGUGAAACCAGAUGGCAACACCAGGCUCCAAUCUAAAUUUGGCAGAGUUUCUACAGCUGGAUGCCCUUCCUAAUGCCAACCACUCAGAGCGUGUAGUCCAUUCAGAGAGUAGUUAACAAAUUAUUAACCCGGGAUAGAAAUCUGAACCGGUGUGAAAUGUGUGCAGAAAUAUGUGUGAAAUAUAUGCAGUUUGAAGGAAACCUAGACUUGUAAUCCACAGCUGAUUACUAGAGAGGAAAAUAAAAUAGUAUUAUUGUGAAGUAUGUUGGAAAUAUAUUUUGUGUACUAUAAACGGUAAAGACCCUGUUUUUAGGUUACGGAUGACCAUGGGAUUGCACCUGGAAAGUUCUCCUUUGAGGCACAAGUCUGAGCAAGGUUAUUUAUGGAAGAUCAGCAGUCGCCCAUGCAUACCAGCCUCUCCUCUCCAUGCCACCGAUGUCAUCCAAGGGAAAGGCAAAGGGGUCCGAUACAGCUUGGCACCAGUGAUGUCGCAACUCAUUUCUACAGUUGAGUGAACUGGAGCAAUGAAAAUAAAGUGUCUUGCUCAAGAAUAACAGCCCAGUCCAGAAAUUGAACCCACUACCUCAUGAUUGUAAGCCCAACGCUCUAACCACUGAGCUAUGUGCCUUCAAUGUGUGCUGUAAUCUUGAAAUUUAUAAAUAUGUCUUGGAAAAAGAAUUAUGUGUCAUUAAAUUUCAUUAACCUUAAUUGUGGAAAGCAGUUUUAUUAUACCAAUCUUUUUUUUUUUGUUGAGGAAUGUCAUCACUUGACAACCGGUGUUGGUGUGUUUAUGUCCUCUUAAUUUAGAAGUUUGGUAAAAGAGAUCAAUAAAAUAAAUACUAAGCUUCAGAAAUAAGUCCUGAGGUUGAUUUAUUUGACAAAACCCCUUCAAGGUAGUGCUCCAACAUGACCGCACUCAAAUGACUGCAACAAGUAAAAAAACAAACAAUAAAAAUAAAAUAAAGAUAAAAGAAUUAAGUGAGUGAUUUGUUAUAUCUUACCUCUUAGAUUUUUGAUAAAAUGCUCAGAGCAAAAUGUUAAUAAAAAUUUAAUUUUAUAAAUCUCAUGAAAUUGAAAUUAAAGUUUUAUAACAGCAA